Messenger RNA from Aspergillus brunneoviolaceus CBS 621.78, 399 nucleotides. RefSeq names its product 60S ribosomal protein uL24. Lineage: Eukaryota; Fungi; Ascomycota; Eurotiomycetes; Eurotiales; Aspergillaceae. The coding region runs from base 1 to 399 and encodes 132 amino acids. Gene Ontology annotation, molecular function: RNA binding; structural constituent of ribosome. The record is from RefSeq and is a predicted model, not a curated record. Gene Ontology annotation, cellular component: ribosome; cytosolic large ribosomal subunit. The transcript is spliced from 4 exons. Gene Ontology annotation, biological process: cytoplasmic translation; ribosomal large subunit biogenesis.
AUGGCUGUUCGCAACACUCAGGUCGCUUCUUCCCGCUCCAAGAGCCGUAAGGCUCACUUCAGCGCUCCCUCCUCCGAGCGCCGCGUGAUCCUUAGCGCCAGCCUGAACAAGGAGCUCCGCGAGAAGUACGGUGUCCGCUCCAUCCCCAUCCGCAAGGGUGACGAGGUCCAGAUUGUCCGUGGUUCCAACAAGGGCCGUGACGGCAAGAUCACCUCCGUCUACCGUCUCAAGUGGUGCAUCCACGUCGAGCGCGUCGUCCGCGAGAAGUCCAACGGCCAGAGCGUCCCUCUCCCCAUCCACCCCUCCAACGUCGUCAUCACCAAGCUCCACCUCGACAAGGACCGUGAGGAGAUCCUUGCCCGCAAGGCCAAGGGCCGUGAGGCCGUCAAGUCCGCUUAA